Messenger RNA from Acomys russatus (golden spiny mouse), 1266 nucleotides. RefSeq names its product zona pellucida glycoprotein 3 (gene Zp3). The record is from RefSeq and is a predicted model, not a curated record. Bases 1 to 1266 code for a protein of 421 amino acids. Gene Ontology annotation, biological process: positive regulation of acrosome reaction; egg coat formation; binding of sperm to zona pellucida. Gene Ontology annotation, molecular function: acrosin binding. Lineage: Eukaryota; Metazoa; Chordata; Mammalia; Rodentia; Muridae. Gene Ontology annotation, cellular component: extracellular matrix. The transcript is spliced from 8 exons.
AUGGGGCCAAGCUUUCAUCUCUUCCUCUGUUUCCUACUGUGCGGAGGUCCCCAGCUGUGCCGUGCCCAGCCUCUGGGGCUCUUGCCGGAUGGAACGCCCUCCCCAGUGGGGUCCUCCUCAUCCGUGGAGGUGGAGUGUCUGGAAGCUGAGCUGGUGGUGACUGUCAGUAGAGACCUUUUUGGCACUGGGAAGCUCGUGCAGCCCGGGGACCUCACCCUUGGCUCCAAAGGCUGUCAGCCCCAGGUUUCUGUGGAUACCGACGUGGUCACAUUCCAGGCCCAAUUGCACGAGUGCAGCAAGGUGCAGGUGACGGAGGAUGCUCUUGUGUACAGCACCUUCCUGUUUCACGACCCUCACCCUGUGGGCGGCCUGACCAUCCUGAGGACUAACCGCGUGGAGGUUCCCAUCGAGUGCCGCUAUCCCAGGCAGGGCAAUGUAAGCAGCCAUCCUAUCCUGCCCACCUGGGUUCCCUUCAGCACCACCGUGUCUUCAGAGGAGAAGCUGGCUUUCUCUCUCCGUCUGAUGGAGGAGAACUGGAACACCGAGAAAGCAUCGCCCACCUUCCACCUGGGAGAGAUAGCCCACCUCCAGGCAGAAGUCCGCACCGGAAGCCAUGCCCCACUGCAGCUGUUUGUGGACCACUGUGUGGCCACACCUUCACCAGACCAGAACUCCUCUCCCUAUCACGUCAUUGUGGACUUCCAUGGUUGCCUUGUGGAUGGUCUGUUUGAGAGCUUUUCUGCAUUUCAAGUCCCUAGACCCCAGCCAGAGACUCUCCAGUUCACAGUGGACGUGUUCCACUUCGCCAACAGCUCCAGGAACACGAUCUACAUCACCUGUCACCUCAAAGUCACCCCAGCUAACCAGAUCCCAGAUCAACUCAACAAAGCCUGUUCCUUCAACAAGACUUCUGAGAGCUGGUUGCCAGUAGAGGGCGAGGAUGGCAUCUGUAACUGCUGUACCAACGGCAACUGUAGUAGUUCAAGGUAUUCCGAUCACCAGGCCAAUAGAGGGAACCAGUGGCCCAACUCGGUUUCUCGCAAACGCAGGCACGUAACCGAUGAAGCUGAUGUCACUGUGGGGCCCCUGAUCUUCCUGGGAAAGGCAAGUGACCAGGCUGUGGAGGGCUGGACCUCUUCUGCUCAAACUUCUGUGGCUCUUGGCUUAGGCCUAGCCACGGUGGCAUUCCUGACCCUGGCUGUUAUUGUCCUUGGCGUCACCAGGAAGUGUCGCACUACUUCCAACCUUGCAGCCCUUCCGCAAUAA